This is a messenger RNA of Eurytemora carolleeae, 2011 nucleotides long. RefSeq lists its product as uncharacterized. The record is from RefSeq and is a predicted model, not a curated record. The transcript has 7 exons. Lineage: Eukaryota; Metazoa; Arthropoda; Copepoda; Calanoida; Temoridae. The coding region runs from base 497 to 1150 and encodes 217 amino acids.
CAAAACAAAAUCAAGAAGAUUUAGAAAAAAGAAAACUUAAAGGGACUGUUAUUGAAAUAUUUCAAGUGAUCUCCAAUUUAAAACGAUGGGAUUACCUGAAUCAUAGCGGUAACCUUUAUAACAUUCUCUAAUCUGUAGUGUUGAAGAUAUUGUUGUUUUUCUAACAAGCAAAGUGUUUAAUUCUUACAGUUUCUUCCAUUUCAGUCUUAUGGAUCCUUUAGGGUAGCGUGUAAUCCCACGGUAUAAAUGGAGAUUCCCUUGAAAUUAAUUCUACAGUCCCUUCAAAAUAGAAAAGAAUGAAGACUGGAGGAAUGAAGAAAAGAGAAAUCAGGAAGAGUCAGAAAUAUUGAAGCUGAAGGUAGACAAGGAAAAAAUAAGAAACUUGCAAGAUAAAGAAAAAGAAGAAAGAAGAAAUAGUCAAAGGAAGGAAGAAGAAAAUAAAAUAGAAAUAAAAGAACAAGAAGAAAAGAAGCGAAUAUUGGAUGAAAAAGAGAAGAUGAAACUAAAAGAAAAUCUAGAAACAUCACAAAUAUUGGCUAAAGAUCUAUCAAGUGGAUUGCAUGAUCAACACCUCAAGCAUUUACCGUCCUCCUGUGCAAAUCCUUGCAAAAUUCAGUGCGAACCUCAGCUUAUAAAAUCAUCAAAGGCCAAUCUAGAAACUUCAGCACAUCCUAAAAAAAACAAGAAAACUUUUCUAAAAUCUGAAAAAGCUGUCAAUAUUUUGAUGGAGGAUCAAACCAAAUCUAAAAAAUUCUUUAAGGAUUCUCUGUGUAGUGAAUCAAAAUCAAGCUCAAGACGUGGUUCUGACCUCAAUACAUUUGCUGACUCGUGCAAUUUACAACAAAAAGAAAAGAAUCCUCAGCUUGCAGAAAAUGUUCGGAAUCAGAUUAGAGUCUGGUUACAAUCGUUAAAAAAGUGGACUCCAAAUCCGCUUCUGGUUAACAUAAAGAUUCGGUCUGGCCUGGUGAGAUUGAGCCCUCAAAAUGUUGUGGAUACAAACUCAAUGCGGAUACUCAAUUACAAAUAUCAGGUGGGGAAAAUAGGGGGCAAUAUAAAACUGAGACCAAAAUUUAGGGGAAAAAUAAAAGAGGAAAUUGAGUUUUUGCCACAAAUCCCUAUAUUUUUGCAAACUUAUGGUGUUAACCUUUGAUAUAUUUGAUCUCACAAAUUUCAUUGUCUGAAAUAUCAAAGAUCUACGACAUUGUGUUGCAGAGAUAUUGGGAUUUAAAGGUUCAAAGUUCGUGGCAAAAACUGAGUUCCUUUGCUUUAGCUACAAAAAUUAGGGUAUUGCCUUAACCCUUGAUCAAACAUACCACUGUCCGUUGUGAAUCAGACAUACCACUAUCCUGUGUGAAUCAGACAUACCACUAUCCGCUGUGAAUCAGACAUACCACUAUCCGGUGUGAAACAGACAUACCAUUAUCCGGUGUGAAUCAGACAUACCACUAUCCUUUGUGAAACAGACAUACCACUAUCCUUUUUGAAUCAGACAUACCACUAUCUUUUGUGAAUCAAACAUACCACUAUCCGCUGUGAAUCAGACAUACCACUAUCCAGUGUGAAACAGACAUACCACUAUCCGCUGUGAAACAGACAUACCAUUAUCCGUUGUAAAUCAGACAUACCACUAUCCGUUGUGAAUCAGACAUACCACUAUCCGUUGUGAAUCAGUCAUACCACUAUCAACUGUGAAUCAGACAUACCACUAUCCGUUGUGAAUCAGACAUACCACUAUCCUUUGUGAAACAGACAUACCACUAUCCGCUGUGAAUCAGACAUACCCCUAUCCGCUGUGAAACAGACAUAACACUUUCCCUUUAAUAUCCAGAGUUUACGUCUGUAAUCCCUUUAAUAUCCAGAGUUUACGUCUAUAAUCCCUUUAAUAUCCAGAGUUUACAUCUAUAAUCCCUUUAAUAUCCAGAGUUUACGUCUAUAAGGAGCACGAUCAUUUGCUAUUAGCCUCACUUGCUAUCCCCUCACUUGCUAUCAGCCUCACUUGCUAUCAACUCAC